AUGUUGCUCUUGUGGGCGUUUGGUUUGGUGUCUUCGGCUUGGAUCUCGUCUCCUCGUUCGGUAGCUGUUCGUGCUAAUAGUAGAGGACUGUUUUCGUCGUCGACAAGAAACAAUGACGGGUGGGACGCCACCAAGUAUGAGAAAUUUUCGCCAUCGCAAAGUGCUCGUUCGGAAUUCAACCCUUCCACAGGUCAAUAUGAAGACCCACCACCUGGACCCGGCUUUGUGAAUGUGCGCCCACCACCCCAGUCUCGGCAGUUCUCCGGUCCACGGCAGCCAAAUGCUCCGGGCAACAACUUUGCCCCGAGCAAUGGCAGGGUUCCGGAAUAUCAGAAUGGGCCGAACAGCCAUGGUUUUAAUAAUGACCCCCGCAGCAAUGGACCUAACAAUGGUUUUGGCAACAAUGGCUUUGAUGUGCGCAAUAACCCACCACCUGGUCCAUUUGGCGGUAACAACUUUGAUACCCGCAACCAGCCAAACAAUG
Molecule: messenger RNA, 484 nt
Organism: Seminavis robusta
Lineage: Eukaryota; Bacillariophyta; Bacillariophyceae; Naviculales; Naviculaceae
Source: the annotation of a GenBank genome assembly